This is a messenger RNA of Miscanthus lutarioriparius, 1005 nucleotides long. The record is from the annotation of a GenBank genome assembly. Lineage: Eukaryota; Viridiplantae; Streptophyta; Magnoliopsida; Poales; Poaceae.
AUGGGAUGUGUAGCCUUAAGUAACAAUAGUUUGUCAGGAAAGUUCCCGUCUUUUCUGCAAAACUUGACAACUGUGUUCUUCCUAGAUUUGUCUUGGAACAAAUUCUCUGGAAGAUUGCCAAUGUGGAUUGGAAGCUUAACAUCAUUAAGAGUUAUACGAUUAAGUCACAACAAGUUCUUUGGUAGCAUUCCAAUGAACAUCACAAACCUUCCUUGCCUUCAGUACAUGGAUCUAAAUAACAAUAAGAUAUCAGGCUCUCUGCCGAUCUACCUAUCAAAUCUUAAAUUUAUGACAAACACAUCCAUGAUGGGUUGUUAUUACAGCGCUGAAUUAUGGAAUCCUCAUCUUAAUAGUGUGUCUACAGUCUUGAAGGGGCAGGAAUUGAACUACGGUUCCAUCUAUAGAGUUUUGCAGACAAGGAUGAUGAGCAUUGAUUUAUCUUCUAACAAUUUAAUCGGUGAAAUUCCAGAAGAAAUAGUUUUCCUUGACGAUCUAGUGAAUUUGAAUCUGUCAAGGAACCACUUGAGCGGAGUUGUUCCAAACAAGAUUGGGGAAAUGCAGUCGCUUGAAUCACUAGACCUCUCGAGGAACAUGCUUUCUGGGGAAAUACCGGCUAGUCUUUCAAAUCUAACGUUCUUAAGCUACAUGGACUUGUCAUACAACAAUCUUACGGGAAGAAUUCCAUCAGGAUCGCAGCUUGAUACCCUGUAUGCAGAGUAUCCAUCUAUGUACAUUGGCAACACCGGUCUCUGUGGGCAUCCCCUUCAAAACAAUUGCUCAAGUGAGGGUCAUGCGCCAAAGCAAGGUGGCCUGGGAAGAACUGAAGGAGGUCAUGGGAUACAAUUCUUUUAUCUUGGGCUCGGGUGCGGCUUCGUGGUUGGUACCUGGAUGGCAUUUGGUGUUCUGAUGUUCAAGAGAAGUUGGAGAAUCGCUUGCUUUCGACUCUCAGACAAGCUGUGCGACAAAGUGUAUGUCCUUGUUGCUGUAUGGGCAAGACAAACAUGA